AUGUUAAUUUUGUUUAACAACAAUCUUUCAAAAUUAGGAAUUUUCAAUUUGGUAUUUGUAAUAUCUAUAUUUGUAAAUUAUUGUGAAUCGUUUUUGUACAAUAGAAAUGGAAAUAAAUCGCAACUACCCCUCACACAUCAGUUUCAUAAUAAAAUCCAUUAUUCUAUUAAUAAAUGUAGUCCUGAUUCCACAAAUUACAUAGAAGAUAAGUCAAACAAUGUGAUUGGCCUAUUAUGUAGCCCUGAAAAGAAGAUUGAAAUAAUAAAGUCCAUUUAUUAUCCGAUUUUGGAGAAUAAAAGUAGAUUUUCAAGUUUGUUCUACGUCACAAAUUCACAUGACGAUUUACUAAAUGUUAAAAAUCUUCUUUACUACCAUUUAAACCAGUGUUUUCCCUAUUUUAAUGGAAUUAACAUCAUUUGUAAUGACCAUAUAAGCUUUUACAGAAAUGCCAACAUUACAGUUUCAGAGCACUCGAUUUUAUCCGAGUGUUUAACUAAUUUUGGAGGUGUAAAAUGGGAAGAGAAAGCUUUGAGUAUGUCAGGCCGCUUUGUCAAGGAAUCCGAUAUAGAUUGGUUUAUCCGUGAUUUAAAGUUUUUUAUAUUCUCCCACUUCACUAACCAAAAUAAUUUUCAAAACGCCCUUUGCGAUGACAAUUUGAGGAUUAAUUUCGAUGGAGAUUUCUUAGUUCCGGCAAAUGAAUUUAUUGAUUCCAACUUCAUAAGUACAAAAGAAUUUAACAACCUUUUCAAUCCCCCGAAUACUAAUACUGAAAAGUCACUUGAAACUCCUCAAAAUUCGGUGGAAAACUCUAAAACUUUUGUGAGUGAUGACAAACUAGUGAUAUUUAAUAAUUUUAGCUUAAACUAUGACAUGAAUAGUGAUCAAGUAACUUCCUCAUUAUAUGACGAUUUAGUGUUGAGGUUAUUACCAAAUUGUAAAAUUUUAGGCCUAUCAAAUAGUAUAUAUAAUGUAAAUAACGUUGUUAAUUGGUUAAAUUCUUUGUCAAGACCGACUAAAGUUGUAACACUAUCAAAGUCACCAACUUUCAAUAUACUAACAAAAUACGGUCAAAUUAAUCCUUUUACUACAGUUCAUACCACUGAAAGUAGUGAAAAUCUUAAUGACACUAAUGUUAAUAAGGAUACAGUAGAUAAUGCGAACACUAGUGAUAUUGUAGCUAGUGAUGCAGUUGAUACUAGUGAGACUACUGAUAGUAUAACUACUAACACCGCUGAUACGAUUAACACUAGUGAUACUAGUGAUGUAGUUGAAGGAGUGGAAAAAAUGAGAGAUCCGAUAAAGAUGUAUGAUAUGUUUAAGAAGAAGAACAAUAAGGUAAAAAUGACUAGUCUGAACCCUUUGCUGGAUGAUAUGGUAAUUAAUUCAAUAGUUGAAGCCUUGGAAUCUAGAGGAAUUAGCACCUAUAACCAACUAAUAACAAUAAUCCCUUCAGCACGUAAUUUUUUCAAGCCAUACAUGAGAGUUCUGAGACGAACCCUAGCACACGCGGACUCUAAAAAAAGACUUUUUAACCUCCUAAAACUAAUUGUAAAUGUUAGGAAUAAUAAGUUUUUUUCCAAUUUUAUAAAAAAUUUUAAUUUGUACCCUCAGAUUAAGCAAUUACACAGCCCGACGCCGGCUAAACUGGUUGAAUACAUCAACGAAAAGGGAUUGUUCCCAACCGUAAUAUACUGUUUUAAUGGCACUGAAAGUGUUAAAAGGUACUUUUACGAUUAUGUAAAUAAACUCGGAGGAACUGGCCUAGAAGACAAAAGUCAACUCAACCUUGAAAAUAAUUUAAAACAUUUUAGGGGAACGGAUGUUGUGAUAAGUAAUAAAAAAGUUGAAGGAGCAAAACAUUAUAUAUUUCUAGAUACAAUGUUGAUGAAUAAAGGGAAAAUCUUUACAUUAUCAAAUGAAUUUUUGUAUUCAUUAACUGCUGGAUCUGAUCUCGUUACAUUUACAGUAGAUCUUCAUACUCUUUUUCAUAACAUUAAAUCACUCAUCUCACCAAUUUAUAUCAAUUAUUCAAAUCUUUACACUAAUACUAAUGGUGUGUACGCUGUACCUAAAAUAGAUACUACUAGUACUAUGGAUACUACUGGUACUAUGGAUACUACACAAAUUACUGAACCUAAUCUACCUACUACUAUUAAUACUAAUGGUGUGGAUACUAUUAAUACUAAUGGUGUUGAUGUGGAUGACAAUGUACAAUUCUCGAGUAAUAACUUAGUUGACAAGUUUGAAAAUCAGGAUUUGAAUAGUGAAUUUGGAGUAUAUUUAAAAAGGUGUAAAGAAAAGUAUGAGAAGAUGUAUCCAGAUUACUUCAUGUUGAAGCAGUUGUUAGAUGAUUUGGGAAACAGAUUAAAGGAGUUAAAUAUUGACACUUUUCAACUUACCCAAAUCAACUCAAAAUUAACAAGCAAUAGGAGAUUUUUUAGAAAUAUGUCUUACUCUAUUCGUUCAAAAUUGUGGUUCAGAGGAAAAUUAAUACUCAAAAUCCUAAAAAGGUUCAAAAAUAAUAUUUGUAUAAUACAAGGAAUUGAUAACCAGCAUUAUUCGACAUCAUAUAAUUUUUCUCAGUUGAUAGGUGAUUUUAUAAAAAGGAAAUUAACAGUAACUAAAGAUGAAGAUUGUCUAUUAUUGAAAAACGUUAGUACUGGAAAUUAUAUAAUUCCUGAAAGUUUGUUUCUAAAGGAUAUUAUCUCAAUUGGUCAAGGUAAACUGGAAUAUCCAGACCAAAUUUAUCCUAUAAUAGCUGGGUUUCAAAAUGAUAAACUGAGGACUGCAGCAUUUGAGAAUGAUUUGAACGAAUAUAUUACUGUACAUGAUCCAGUGAUAAGGUUCUUUGGUAAUGAAGACCUGAAAUUACAAAAACUAUCUCAAUUUACGCCAAAAAGGUUAAUGAAUCUUAUUAAUAGGCGUAUAACCAAUUAUAAAGAAGAUUGUAAAUUACUCAUGGAUUUAAUAUAUAACAAUUCCAAUGUCAACAGUAUGAUGAAUAAUGAUAUAGUGAGAUUGGUGAAUGAUUAUAUAAAAUUGGAUAAAAAGUAUAAAAGAAGAAAUUUAGAAGCUGUAAUUAAAAGUUAUCAAUUUAAAAAUACCUUUUAUGGCAAAUAA
Messenger RNA from Theileria annulata, 3120 nucleotides. RefSeq lists its product as uncharacterized. The coding region runs from base 1 to 3120 and encodes 1039 amino acids. NCBI's taxonomy places the organism in Eukaryota, Apicomplexa, Aconoidasida, Piroplasmida, Theileriidae. The record is from RefSeq and is a predicted model, not a curated record. The transcript has a single exon.